AUAAUGUUACGUGUGUAUUAAUUGUCGGGUAUGUUCGUGGUGGAACUACAAUGAUAUUGGAUACAUUGGCGGAAACUAGUAGUAAUUUCUAUUUAUUCGAACCAAUACGGUCCCUAACAGAAAGCUCAUAUGCAAAAAUACCAAUUACUUUCUAUAACGGAACCGUAAGAAAUAUUUCUAAAGACGAAAAUCUACCUGGUAUACAAACCGAAAUGUUAAAUCAUUGGUUUAACUGUGAUUUUACAAAGAUAAACAUUGGUGAUCUGCAAAAUAAACAUCUAAUACACUCUCGUGCCACUAAAUCAUACUUUGCUUGUUUGAGAAAAUCACCAUUUCCAUUUUGUAUUAAAAUGCUUGAGAGCGUAUGUGUACCUAAGGCGAGACGAAUAAUGAAAGUCGUCCGACUAAGAAUAAAAUCAGUAGAACACAUCUUGAGAAAAACUGAUAAUCUUAAAAUUAUUUAUGUCGUCAGAGAUCCUAGAGCUCAGAUCCAUUCUUUAAUAAAAUCAGGACUGCUUGAUCAGAAUCGAAUAAAAGUUCACUGUCGACAGUUGUGUGAAGACAUGAUGUCUGACUUCAACUCCACACAAGUUUUAAAAAGAGAUUAUCAUGAUAAUAUAAUUAUGGUGAAGUAUGAAGCUCUCGUAAAAAAUCCACUUCCGAAUUUUAGAAAAAUAUUUAGUUUUUCAAAUUUGCCUUUCACGGCUAAGGUAGAUAACUAUAUACGUCACCACAUGUUGGUAACCGGAACCGGAUAUGAAAGUAACUUUAACACAAAGUCGGGAAAUUCCACCCUCAUUGCAAAUAUGUGGAGGACAGCAAUUAACAAAAAACAUUUGAGUAUUAUUGAUGAAGCUUGUCAUAGGACUUACGAAACUUUUGGCUACCGACAAUUAGAUAUCAAAUCUUUGGAUACUUUGAGCAUUGAUAUCCAGAGUAAACCGUCAGAGGCAGAUCUCUUUGAUUUGUAUUAAAGUACCUUUAUGUUGAUAAACGGAGAUGUGGG
Molecule: messenger RNA, 1006 nt
Organism: Mytilus trossulus (common blue mussel)
Lineage: Eukaryota; Metazoa; Mollusca; Bivalvia; Mytilida; Mytilidae
Product: carbohydrate sulfotransferase 2-like
Exons: 2
Coding region: 51-974 (307 amino acids)
Biological process (GO): sulfur compound metabolic process; N-acetylglucosamine metabolic process
Molecular function (GO): N-acetylglucosamine 6-O-sulfotransferase activity
Source: RefSeq, a predicted model, not a curated record